Messenger RNA from Didymosphaeria variabile, 2088 nucleotides. RefSeq names its product long-chain fatty acid-CoA ligase (gene FAA4). Gene Ontology annotation, molecular function: long-chain fatty acid-CoA ligase activity. Gene Ontology annotation, cellular component: plasma membrane; lipid droplet; endoplasmic reticulum. NCBI's taxonomy places the organism in Eukaryota, Fungi, Ascomycota, Dothideomycetes, Pleosporales, Didymosphaeriaceae. The transcript has 4 exons. Gene Ontology annotation, biological process: long-chain fatty acid metabolic process; long-chain fatty-acyl-CoA metabolic process. The record is from RefSeq and is a predicted model, not a curated record. The coding region runs from base 1 to 2088 and encodes 695 amino acids.
AUGCCGCGCGAUCUCAAGAAGCUCAUGCCCCAGGCGCGGUCGGAGGUUAGCAACCCCGUCACGGCUGAAGUGUCCGGCGUCCAGAAGGUCGACGGCGAAACGAUACCACGUCGAAAUGCGAAGACGGCAGACGCGUUGCGCCUGACGCCCAACGACGACAUCAACACGCUCUACGAUGUGCUGCGCUAUUCAUCUGCCAAAUUCGGCAACGCGAAGGCUGUCGGCACCCGCAAGAUGCUAGACGUACACGAGGAGACCAAGAAAAUAAAGAAGAUGGUCGAUGGCAAGGAGCAGGAGGUGGACAAGAAGUGGCAGUACUUCGAGCUCGGCCCAUACGAGUGGAGGAGCUUCGUUGAAUUUGAACAGCUGUGCCUCCAUGUGGGCGCGGCUAUGAAGCAGCUGGGCUUCGUUCCCCACGAUCGCAUCCACCUGUUCGGUGCAACCAGCAUGCAAUGGCUCAGUUCCGCACAUGGUGCCUUCACGCAGUCUUUGAGCAUCGUGACUGCAUAUGAUACGCUUGGCGAGGAAGGUCUUAAGCACUCCAUGCUGCAGACCAAGGCCAAGAUCAUGUUCACUGACCCGCAUUUGCUCCCCAGGCUUGUGAACCCCUUCAAGGAGGCUAAGGACAUCCAGGUCGUCGUCUACAGCACCAAGGACAAGGCUGAGCUGAAGCACAUCGAGGCUCUCACUAAUGCCCACCCCCACUUGAAAGUUAUCAGCUUUGAUGACUUCGUUGCGCUUGGAAAGGAGCACCCCGCGGACCCCAUCCCACCAAAGUCGGACGACCUUGCCUGCAUUAUGUACACUUCUGGGUCCACGGGAACACCAAAGGGUGUCUUGAUCAAGCACAGCAACGUUGUCGCUGCCAUUACUGGUGUCAAUGUCAUAGUAGGCCAAUACAUUGGGCCUGGCGACACACUCCUCACAUACCUUCCUGCUGCGCACAUCCUCGAAUUCGUCUUCGAGAACGCUUGUCUCUACUGGGGAGGAAACAUGGCCUAUGGCACCAUCAGGACGCUUUCGGAUACCUCUGUAAGGAACUGCAAGGGCGAUAUCCGCGAAGCGAAGCCUACUAUUCUGGUUGGUGUGCCGCAGGUGUGGGAGACCGUGAAGAAGGGAAUUGUUACCAAAGUUGAAGCCGGUGGGGCUCUGACUUCUAAGCUAUUCUGGGGAGCUAUGGCUGCGAAACAGUUCCUCCUGGGAUCAGGAUUGCCCGGAUCUGGCUUCCUCGAUACCGUCGUGUUCAACAAGGUUAAAGAUGCGACAGGUGGACGUCUGCGCAUCUGCAUGAAUGGUGGCGGUCCAAUCGCUAAGGAAACCCAACGUUUCAUUUCGUACGCCAUUACCCCCAUGAUCAGCGGUUAUGGUCUUACCGAAACCACAGCCAUGGGCGCUCUGAUGGAUCCCCUAGCAUGGACCGAUCAGGCGCUUGGCGAGAUACCUGCGUCCGUUGAGGUCAAGUUGGUCGACUAUGCCGAUGCCGGUUACUUCUCGACCAACAAGCCACCGCAGGGUGAGAUCUGGAUUCGUGGAGGAGGCGUCACCGCUGGGUACCUCGAUCUUGAGGAGGAGACUAAGGAAGCAUUCACCGACGACGGUUGGUUCAAGACUGGCGACAUUGGAGAGUUCGACUCAAAGGGCCAGCUCAGAAUCAUCGACCGAAAAAAGAAUUUGGUCAAGACCCUCGCGGGUGAAUACAUCGCUCUUGAGAAAUUGGAGUCCGUAUACCGAUCUGCUCCUGUCGUUGCAAACAUCUGCAUCUACGCUGCGGACGAUCAGAUGAAGCCCGUUGCCAUUAUUGUCCCUGCUGAGCCCGCGCUCAAGAAACUGGCACACGAGAACGGCAUUCAGGGCGAUAGUUUAGAGGAGCUCGUGCACAACGACAAGCUGAAUGGUGUGGUACUGAAGCAACUACAGUCGCAGGGCCAGAAGGGCGGUCUGGCCGGCUUCGAGAUAAUCGCUGGUGUGGUCAUGGCUGACGAGGAGUGGACGCCGCAAAACAACUUCACCACGGCGGCGCAAAAGAUUAACCGCAAGCUCAUUCUGCAAACGUACCAAAAGGAGAUCGACAAGGCAUACGGCAAAUAA